Messenger RNA from Cooperia oncophora, 729 nucleotides. NCBI's taxonomy places the organism in Eukaryota, Metazoa, Nematoda, Chromadorea, Rhabditida, Trichostrongylidae. The record is from the annotation of a GenBank genome assembly.
AUGCGAACUUCACGCGCACUAAAAGUCCAAAAUGAAUCAUCGUUCGUCGUUGCUCAUCCCAACAAAACGUUACGAUUCCGAAUCGUAAACGUCUCUUCUUUUCCUCUAAGUCUUCUUCAAAGCCCACAGGCAACGUGGUGGCCGCGUCUGGCUGGUUGGGAGGAAUAUAAAAUGGUGCAGAAACUCGAGAACGAGCCGACGUCCGACGAUCAGCCCAAGAAUCCACCUUCUCCAAAAAGUCGUCUAGCGGUUUUGAAACGAAACAAGAAACCAAAUGCGACGUCGGAUCCGUUCCGGUUUCAGGGCAAUGGCGUCACAUACAAGGGGAAAUUGAUCGGUGAACGGGAUGUAGACAGUGCACGAGGGGAUGCGAUGUGUGCGGAUGCAAUGCGAGCAGCAAAAGCGGCUGUUAAAGCUGCUGGUGCUCACAAAACGCGAAUUAUUCUUCAAAUUAACAUCGAUGGAAUAAAAAUUGUCGACGAAAAAAGCAAUGCUGUGCUGCAUAAUUUUCCGGUUUCGAGGGUGUCCUUCAUCGCACGCGAUACAACUGAUGCACGAGCUUUUGGAAUUGUUUUUGGACAACCAGACAAUAAAUACAAGUUCUACGGGAUCAAAACAGCACAGACUGCUGAUCAAGCGGUGCUAGCAAUACGGGACAUGUUCCAGGUUGUUUUUGAAAUGAAGAAGAAGCACAUUGAACAAGUCAAGCAACAGCAAGAAGAGCGGAAG